Messenger RNA from Felis catus (domestic cat), 5613 nucleotides. It is a transcript of the gene HNRNPA3, whose product is annotated as heterogeneous nuclear ribonucleoprotein A3. The record is from RefSeq and is a predicted model, not a curated record. The transcript is spliced from 11 exons. Gene Ontology annotation, molecular function: RNA binding. NCBI's taxonomy places the organism in Eukaryota, Metazoa, Chordata, Mammalia, Carnivora, Felidae. The coding region runs from base 285 to 1223 and encodes 312 amino acids.
CGAUUAAAUGCUGUUAACCAAGAUUUGAAAAGAUUACGUGAAUGGUGCUUUAGGCUAUUAAUCAUUUAACAUUUUUUUCUAGCAUGUGACAGUCUUUUCAUAUUAAAUGCCUUAACAUCUCUACUUUGGAAGACACACGAAGACAUUAGAAUGUAAAUGGCCAUGAUCCAAAGGAACCAGAGCAGUUGAGAAAACUGUUUAUUGGUGGUUUGAGCUUUGAAACUACAGAUGAUAGUUUAAGAGAACAUUUUGAAAAAUGGGGCACACUUACAGAUUGUGUGGUGAUGAGAGACCCCCAAACAAAACGUUCCAGGGGUUUUGGUUUUGUGACUUACUCUUGUGUGGAGGAGGUGGAUGCAGCAAUGUGUGCUCGACCACACAAGGUUGAUGGGCGUGUAGUGGAACCAAAGAGAGCUGUUUCUAGAGAGGAUUCUGUAAAGCCUGGUGCCCAUCUAACUGUGAAGAAAAUUUUUGUCGGUGGUAUUAAAGAAGAUACAGAAGAAUAUAAUUUGAGAGACUACUUUGAAAAGUAUGGCAAGAUUGAAACCAUAGAAGUUAUGGAGGACAGGCAGAGUGGAAAAAAGAGAGGAUUUGCUUUUGUAACUUUCGAUGAUCAUGAUACAGUUGAUAAAAUUGUUGUUCAGAAAUACCACACUAUUAAUGGGCAUAAUUGUGAAGUGAAAAAGGCCCUUUCUAAACAAGAAAUGCAGUCUGCUGGAUCGCAAAGAGGUCGUGGAGGUGGAUCUGGCAACUUUAUGGGUCGUGGAGGAAACUUUGGAGGUGGUGGUAACUUUGGCCGCGGUGGAAACUUUGGUGGAAGAGGAGGCUAUGGUGGUGGAGGUGGUGGCAGCAGAGGUAGUUAUGGAGGAGGUGAUGGUGGAUAUAAUGGAUUUGGAGGUGAUGGUGGCAACUAUGGUGGUGGUCCUGGUUAUAGUAGUAGAGGAGGCUAUGGUGGCGGUGGACCAGGAUAUGGAAACCAAGGAGGUGGAUAUGGUGGCGGUGGUGGAGGAUAUGAUGGUUACAAUGAAGGAGGAAAUUUUGGAGGUGGUAACUAUGGUGGUGGUGGGAACUAUAAUGAUUUUGGAAAUUAUAGUGGACAACAGCAAUCAAAUUAUGGACCCAUGAAGGGGGGCAGUUUUGGUGGAAGAAGCUCGGGCAGUCCCUAUGGUGGUGGUUAUGGAUCUGGUGGUGGAAGUGGUGGAUAUGGUAGCAGAAGGUUCUAAAAAUUUUCAGAAGAAAAGGGCUACAGUUCUUAGCAGGAGAGAGAGCGAGGAGUUGUCAGGAAAGCUGCAGGUUACUUUGAGACAGUCGUCCCAAAUGCAUUAGAGGAACUGUAAAAAUCUGCCACAGAAGGAACGAUGAUCCAUAGUCAGAAAAGUUACUGCAGCUUAAACAGGAAACCCUUCUUGUUCAGGACUGUCAUAGCCACAGUUUGCAAAAAGUGCAGCUAUUGAUUAAUGCAAUGUAGUGUCAAUUAGAUGUACAUUCCUGAGGUCUUUUAUCUGUUGUAGCUUUGUCUUUUUCUUUUUCUUUUCAUUACAUCAGGUAUAUUGCCCUGUAAAUUGUGGUAGUGGUACCAGGAAUAAAAAAUUAAGGAAUUUUUAACUUUUCAAUAUUUGUGUAGUUCAGUUUUUCUACAUUUUAGUACAGAAACUUUAACAAAAUGCAGUUUUGAAGGUGUUUCCUUGUGAGUUAACAAGUAAAGAAGAUCAUUGUUAAUUACUAUUUUGUAUGAAUUUUGCUAAAGUUAACUGUAAAGAAACACCUGCUGACUUGCAGUUUAAGGGGAAUCUAUUCUCUGCAUUUCCAAACCAUGAAAUGAAUGGGCUCUGACAUGUGGAGAGAAUAGAUAUUUGUAUGUUUGCAAUGUGUGUUUUAGAUAAAUAGAAUUGGGUAUUUAAAUUAGCAUAUUUGUGAAUUUAAUAGCAUUAAGAUUUACCUUCAAAUGAAAAAUCUCAAAAUUCCUAUUUGGUUUUUGUGCAUUUUAUUUCAAAAUGUAAUCAUAUGAUUUUAGUGUGUUAGCUUUGCUGAGAGUCCUAGCUGUGUUUAGAACAUCUCCAUUCUACAUUCACCAUGGUCACAUGUGAACUGCCAUAGUUUUAUUUGGGUGUAAAGAAUGUCUACUGCCCUCUUUAAAUUCUGGAAAGGGGUAGUGGAUGUUUUCCCUUUCCCUUAAAAACCAUUCUUAAAAACUUUUCAAAAUAACAGGACCACUAAGCCUGCUGUAUCUGAGCAAAUUAGUGGCUACUCUUAUUUUCCCUUUUUAAAGCACAAGAGGCCCAUAAGUCUUCAGUUAUUUUCCUUGGUUUAAUAUAUAUCUAUUUUUUUGAUACAAGCUUUCAGAAGCAAGAGAAUAAAAAUCAUGCAUUGUUGAACCCUUAACUGGCUGGCAUGCUUUCCUGUGUGUACCCUCUGUAUUCUGCUGGAUAAAACCAAGGACAGUCUAGAUAAAAUCAUCCCAAAUGACUUCCUACAGUAGAAGUGUAGCAUAGUUGCUUAGUACAAGCUUCUCACUUCCCAGAGACCCAAAUUCAAAUUUGAAUAGUCUGAGUUUUUGCUCACUUAAAAAUCCACAAGAACACACUGUUAUUCCAUAUGUAUGUUUGAACAUAUAAAUCAUGUUGGUAUGAGUUAACAGUUUGGUUUGGAAGACCCUGGUUGAGAAGAGUUUUAGAUAAGGUCGUAAAUAUAAAAACCAAUGUCUACUGUUGUGCGCCAGCUAGUGCUUACAAUUUCAUUCGAGCCCUGAGUAUGUGCUCUGCUGUUACUCUUUCUUUGGCAGUUGAACGUUGAAUUCGAGAUUAUUUUUGUUUUCAGAAGUACUAAGCAAAACAAGCAAUAAAAAGGGGAAUGGGGCGUGCUAGUGUUUGAAUAUGCUCUCUUGUUGCUCUAAUUCUGUGCCUCUGUGCAUUAUUAAUAUUUGGAUGCAUGCAAUGCCAGCAUGGAAAUCGGUCUUCACAGAUACUGCAGUUUUCCAGAAAACACUCACAAACCAAUAAAUGUAACAGACAACAUUCCAUUUGUUAACGGACAUAUGUGAAUAAGCAGCGUAGAAAAUAGGCUAAUAUUAGAAAAUGGUUAAGUCUUUAACAACUUCAAAUGUGGUUAUAUAAAUGGACACUGUCAAUGUUCAUAAUUUAAACCUGGGUACCUGGUCAAAGUAAUGCUUGGGAAACAUUUUAUUAAAAUUGAGCUAAAUUGUCUCAAGUUCUUUUAUUCAUAUAAUAAAGGUUGAAGGAAUGGGGGAGAUUGACAUUUCCUGUUUCUAUGUUUGUGAAAAUGUUUGACACAACCUUGACAGUAUCCUUUAAUGGCAUAUGAGGUUAAUUGUACUGUUAACAAACUUUCUGUGUUCUGGAACUAGUUUAAUAGUGAAAAUAUUUUCAGUAAGUUGAUGUUUGCAACCUAUAAGCAGGUGAAAUCUGUGUAUGUGACCUGUUUAUAAGUUGUAUUAGCUUAGUUCUUGUGAACAGUGUGGAAAAGUAAGCCAUGAGGAGAGCGAUUUAACCAGCUUUAAAGGACCUAAGAUGUGCAUUUUAAGCACAGUGUGGAUCAAAGGAGACUCACUAAGACAGGACUUCAGCAGCCUUUUGAGUAUGGACAAGUCAGCAUAAAUAAAGAAUGACAAGGCAGCAGCAAGAGCUUCAACUACAGAGAAGUGAAGGCAUAAGAUACUAUGGUGAUAGUGAGCAACUUUCCAAAAGCUAGUUAAAUCUGCUUAUUACAACUGAAAUAUCGAAGAAAGUCUAGCAGGAAGGAGCUCUUCGCCUUUUGGAACAUCACAAUGAGAGAUAGUUGCCACAGUCACUAGGUCUAGCAUUUAGACCUGCAAGGAAGGGCAAUCAAUAAGCAUUAGGUAAGGCUUGAAUUUGAAUUUUUUCACUAAUUAAAGAGUAAUUUUUUGUAAAGCAAGGUAAGAGUAAUCUUUUUGAUUUGCAGGUUGAAUGAGAACCCUACUUGCCUAAAUGAGGAAUGUCUUUCCUACCAUCUUAUAUACGAAGGUUUCUGGCUGGGUAAGGUUUGUAGCUCACAGUAAAAGCUCAUGACACCAUUUGUUUCCCUACAAACUUAUAUGACAUAUUUUGAAACUAUUAGGUACAUUGGCAAAAUUACUCAGCUGAAUACUUUAUUUCAGAACCAGAUCCAACAUUUUAGAACCACAUCCAACAAACACAUUUUAAACAGUUUCAGGCCCUGCAACAGCCAUGAAUAUUUAUCUUGAGUCAGAUAUGGCCCCAUAUAUACAAUUCAUUGUUGGUGUGUUUAGGGUAAAGUUGAUUUUUGAUGAGUAACCUUAAAUUUUGUGAAGUUUUUGUAAUAAGCAUGACACUUGUAACAAGCAUUAAGCUGCUAAUCCUUAUUCCAUGAAAAACACCUUAGAAUGAACUUUCAAAAUUGUCAGGUGAUAGAAGAAUGGUCUUCAUUCAAGUGGCCUCAUAAAGUUCUCUUGCAUAUAAAUCCAGGGAAUUACUUGAACUAAUAGGAUACAUUUUGGUUCUUUUGUGUUUUAAUCAGUUAACCAGAAGUAGUGGGGGACCUAAUUACGCUAAUACUCCCUUAAAAGAUUUCCCAAAGAGUAAUUAAAAUAUAAAUUACUAUCUAAAUCAGUUGCUGAUCAUUCAUAAGGGCUAUUAUCACUGUCCCAAAGGGCUUAUUAAAAAUUUGAGAAUUUGAGGGGUGCUUGGCUGGCUCAGUUUGUAUAGCAUGCAACUCUUGAUCAUGGGGUCAUGGGUGAGUUCAAGCCUCAUGGUGGACUUAACAACUUCAGAAAAAUUGAGAUUUGAUGUUUAUGUACUUGAAAAAAACUUGGGGGACAGGCUUUUAAAACAGUUUCUAAAUUGCAAAGUUAAUACAUAGGUGUAGUUUUAGUUUAUUCUCAGAAAAUGGUUGGCUCUGUUUCCUCCAACUAAAUCAGGACUAAAUUUCCACACAUCAUCAUAAAAAUGAAGUGUUGAAGAAGAUAAUAGUCUUUUAAUGAUAAAUUUUCUUUUAGUGUGAAGCAAAUUAACCAAGAUAGGUAAUACUCUUUACAGUCCAUCUCCUUUCUUUUGAAAUAAAAUGAUUUUAUUUAAAUGUAGUUCCACUGUCAUUUCUGAAAAAUGUGCUCUUUAGUCAUAGCACCAGUAAGCCAAAUAAGGAAGUUCUAGAAGGGGGAAAAUGGUUGAGCCAGGCUUUUUAACAGAUUUUGUCAAACCAACUUACAGGUUAUUGCUUCCCACACUACAUUAAAAAAAAAAAAUGCCUGAUAGACACUCAAGUUCUAAAAAAGAAAAUUUGGUACUAAAGAUCAUUUGUUAAGGAACUGAACGGUUGGAAUAGGCUUGGUUUUAAGAGUUCUGGUAUGUCACAACUUGAAACAUUUCUAAUUAAGGGACAGUAUCGGAGUUCCAAUAAUUGAAUGUCACAAAUAGUUGAAUAAGCAAGUUAAUGGCAGGGGUAAUGAAAGGAUUGUUAGCCUAUAUAAUACUCAAGAUUACUUUUAAAUUUCAAUGUUUUAUCCUGAUUUUUAAGACUUAAGAGGUGGUCUGUAAUGGAUUCAAAUGUUUCAUUUGUAGUAUUAAUGAAAUGUUUACAGAAAGAUAACUUUUUCAUUAAAAUAUUUUUAGAAAUGUG